Syzygium oleosum is the source of this 5112-nucleotide messenger RNA. Its product is annotated as disease resistance protein RPV1-like. The transcript is spliced from 11 exons. NCBI's taxonomy places the organism in Eukaryota, Viridiplantae, Streptophyta, Magnoliopsida, Myrtales, Myrtaceae. Gene Ontology annotation, biological process: defense response; signal transduction. Gene Ontology annotation, molecular function: ADP binding. The record is from RefSeq and is a predicted model, not a curated record. The coding region runs from base 1726 to 4977 and encodes 1083 amino acids.
CCACCACCACAAGAUUUGCGCGUCUCCUUUGGGGCAAGAGAAGAAGUAAAGCUCUAUUUAAAGUCCCAAGUGCUUGUGCUUGUGCUUGAAGAGGAGAAACGCCAAUCACCACAAAUCACUGAGAGAUCGUUUUUGUUCCGAGAUAUAUCUGGUUUUGAUAGCUCCGGGCUGAGGCGUGAAGGUGAUAUCCUUGGAUUGCACUGCCUUUCGGGACUCAGACACAACUUGAUCUGCUUCAAGGCAACUUCUUCUCAAACACUGAAACCCAUCGCAGUAAUUUCAUCUCUGCAUCGCUCCUCGAGAAACCAUUUGAGACUAUCGUCUACUGAUUAGUCUUCACUCGCUUUCUCUGUUCUUUUCCCUCUUGAAAGUUCUCGCCCAGGCUUGUUCAGGGUCUCCUCUUCCCGAUCUCGCGCCUCUCGUCGCAUCUCAGCUCGCAGAAGUGUGUUUCCGGGCCCUUUUUGCCUAUUGGGGAUGUGGGGGUGGCUGCUGAAUAGCAGAGGAGGGUCUUCUAUUCUCUCUUUUGGAGCCGCUGUUGCCUGUUAACGAGUGCACCUGAGGCGUCGCCAAGAACACCCGCAAUCGCUCCUUCCGAACCACACUGGCUUCAAAGGACCCCCCAUCGAUAUUUCACCUUGAGGGACCGGUUUCUUCGGCGGGCACCGAUUCGCAGGUAAAUCAACUGGAAUCGUGUCAAAGUUUCGAACUUUCAGCGUUCCGCUCGCUAUGAUUUCUGAUCACAGGCUCCGCCGAUGCAUAUUAGGGUUCCUGUGUGCUUGGGGGGGUUUCUUCGUCGGAGCACACGAGGUCGUCUCUGGAUUUCCAGAUACACCGGAGAAGAGCUGCGAUCUUAUCGAAAGAUAGUGAGUUCCCUUGUCCGUCGUUGGUGAUUUCCGUAGCAGCCACUCGUCCUUUCUCGUGGAUGUUCUGACCCCGAGAUCUGCAAAAUUUGCCUCGGUGUCUUUCCGAACCGAGCCGGUCCGGGUUGAGGCGUGAAGGUGUGAAUCCUCGGAUCGUACCGCCUUUCGGGACUGGGACACGACUUGAUCUGCUGCUGCUUCGAGGCAACUUCUUCCUCUCGAACACUGAAACCCAUCACAGUAAUUUCAUCUCUACAUCGCUCCUCGAGAACAAUUCGAGACUAUCGUCUACUCUGAUUAGUCCUCACUCGCUUUCUCUGUUCUUUGCCCUCUUGAAAGUUCUCGCCCAGGCCUGUUCAGGGUCUCCUCUCCCCGAUCUCACGCCUCUCUUCGCAUCUCAGCUCGUGGAAGGUAAUCGCUUUUCCAUCUCUUAUUAGCGUGUCGUUUCUGUGUAGAUUCUGUCGCUUUGGUUAUUGGAAAAAUCGGCUGAACUAAGUGUGUUUCUGGGGCCCUUUUUGUCUAUUGGGGAUGUGGGGGUGGCUGCUGAAUAUACCAGAGGAGGGUGUUCUAUUCUCUCCUUUGGAGUCAGCUGUUGUUACCGGUUAACGAGGGCCACCUAAUCUUCCAUAGUGAAACGACGUCAACUGACUUAAUUGAAGGCCGUGUCGUCAUUACCUAUACAUAUCUCAAGAACACGAACCUUCUUCAGCGUUGCCUAGGGGAGAAAUUGACGUACACGCUAUUCGGAGUGGACCAAGCCAACAGGCAUUUGCAGAAAAGCAUCCUAAAAGCAUUUUCAUUAUUCAUCAAUCCUUUUAAGCAGCAGAAAAGCAUCUUUCGUUUCAACUUUCCCCCUCAGAUUGCCAUGGACAAAGGGCAGUGUCAAAGAAAGAGAGCAGAGGAAGAGAGCAUUGAGGGAGCAUCCACUUCUUCGUUCAUCUCUCCGGUACCCACAGAUGUAGGUAGCGGUCAAUAUGAUGUGUUCUUGAGCUUUAGAGGCUCGGAUACCCGCAAGGCAUUCACCGAUUGCCUCUAUCACAGUUUGGUAGAGGCAGGGACUGUACCCAUUUGCGUGUUCAAGGACGAUAACAGCAUACCAGUUGGUGAGGAAUUUGGUUCAAAGAUUCUGGAUGCCAUCACAUGGUCUAAGAUUUCGAUCCCCGUCAUCUCUGAAAAUUAUGCUUCAAGCAAAUGGUGCCUCCACGAGCUCAUUCAUAUCAUGGACCGCAAGAAGAGCACGUCACACAUAGUCUUGCCCAUUUUUUACAAAGUUGCCCCAUCGGAUGUGCGGCAUCUAACAGGACAUUUUGGAGACGCCUUUUGCUUGAGUCAGGAGAGUCUCGAUGAAGAGGAUAUCCAGGAAGGGCAACAAGCACUUAAGGAAGUCAGUUACUUAAAUGGAUGGGAAUCUGAAAAAAUUGCCAAUGGGCAUGAGGGAGAAUUAAUAGCACGUGUGGUCGAAACUGUUCUAAGUGAGUUACGGGGAGAUUUUCAGCUAGAUGUGCCUAAGCAACUAGUGGGACUUGAUGGUCAUCUGAAGAAAAUUAUGAAUUGGAUAGACAGUCCUUCCAUCAAUGCUCGAAUGAUUGGAAUUUAUGGCAUGGGCGGGAUAGGCAAGACAACUCUUGCCAAGCGUAUCUACAAUGAACUCUUGAAUAAAUUUGUGCAUGUAAGUUUCCUUCCAGAUGUUCGAGAAACUACUAGGCGCCACGGUAUUACGUAUUUACAGAGUCAACUAAUAUCGGAUAUACAACAGAGCAAAAGUCAAGUGUCUAGAAUUGAUGAUGGAAUUAAUAUAAUCAAAUCUAGAUUCAGGGGAAAAAAGGUUCUUAUUCUUCUGGAUGAUAUAGAUGACAAGAAUCAACUAGAUGCGUUGGCUAGGGAACAUAAUUGGUUUAUGGCAGGAAGUAUGAUCAUUGUUACAACUAGAAAUGAAGCCGUUCUUGAUCAAUCUGAAUUCGAGGUAGACUACAAGUAUGAAUUGUAUGGAUUGGAUGAGGUGCAUGCUUUGCUUCUAUUUAACAGACACGCAUUUUGUAUGGACCAUUCUCCGAGGGACUUUGAGGGUAUAUCUCGUGAUAUCAUAUCCACCAUGGGUGGGCUUCCUUUGGCACUUAGGGUCGUAGGUUCAUACUUGUAUAAAAAAACAAAUCGGGAAGUAUGGGAAGAUGUGCGGAAGCAAUUAAAAAACCAACCACAUAAAGAUGUCCAAGAGAUAUUGCGAAUAAGUUAUGAUGCAUUAGAAGAUGGACAUAAGCAGAUUUUUCUCGAUAUUGUUUGUUUCUUUAUUGGCAAACGUAGCGAAGUGCGCAAAUUCGCCAUGUACAUGUGGGAGGACUGUGGGUUUUAUCCAAGUCAAGGAAUUGAAGAGUUGAAGUUGAGGUGCUUAAUUAAAAUUGGAGAUGAUGGUGAGUUUAUGGUGCAUGAUCAACUGAGAGAUCUUGGAAGGAGCAUUUUUUGUCAAGGACAACCGCUUGACAAACGUUGUGGGCCAUGGGAUUGCAACUACCGGGGAGCCUCGAGGGUAGUAAGGGACUAUAAGAGGUCCUGGUUCCGUGACUGGAUGCGGACAGCUACAAGCGGAGACUCUUCUAACGAACUCCUUUCUGAAAUAAGAUGGCUUCAGUGGGAGGUCUGGAGAAGCAAAUCGCCUCUUCCAACGACCAAUUUGCAUCUACCGAACUUAUCGGUGCUGGAAUUAUCAGAGAGCGUGAUGACAGAGGACCGGGAAGAAGGGAGUUUGAUGACGCCGCCAGAGCGGCUACAAGUUCACAGAUGGUGCUUUGGUUUAAGAUAUACUCGUGAUUUCUCGGAUUUAUCACACAGCCAGAUCAUCACAGAGGAUUGGGAAGGAUGGAGUUUGAUCACGCCGGCAAAGCAGCUUCAAGUUCACAGAUGGAUCUUUGGUUUAAGAUGUACUCCUGAUUUCUCGGAUUUAUCAUACAGCCACAUCAUCACAGAGGAUUGGGAAGGAUGGAGUUUGAUCACGACGGCAGAGCGGCUACGAGUUCUCGACCUUAGCGGUUGCAACGGUUUAAGAUGUACUCCUGAUCUCUCGGCUUUCACGCAGUUGAGGGUUCUCCGCUUGGACCAUUGUGCCGCACUAGAGCAUCUACACCCUUCUGUUGGCAAACUCAAGAGCCUCAUUUCCUUGGAAUUGAGCUUCUGUUUUAGUCUCAAGGAGCUACCAGAGGAAGUGUGCGAAUUAAAAGAAUUAGAAGAACUUGUAUUAGAUGAUUCUGGUAUUACAGAGAUCUCUACGUCUAUCAUUGGUUCUCUGAAGAAGCUGAAGACACUGAGCGCCUACCGUUGUGAGUCACUGAGAGAAAUCCCUAACUCAAUUGGGGAUUUACAAAAUUUGCAACACCUGAACUUGAGUGAUUCUGGGAUUGAAAAGCUUCCCAGUGCUAUUGGGGAUCUUUCUUCUCUCCAGCACCUUGACCUAUGGCGCUGUGACAAGCUCCGGUCGCUGCCACGGCUUUCUAGCCUAAUCCACCUAGAAGAACUCCAUCUUCUAGGAUGCCAUCUACUUGAAGACAUCCCCGAGCUUCCCUCGAGACUCUUGAUACUCCGUAUUGAGAAGUGUGGUAAGCUAAUAUUGCUUAAGCUCGAUGGAUUGAAGAACUUGGAAGAGCUUUCAAUAAAAAGGUGCAGUUCAAUUGAAAGAUUGGACCUUUCACGGUUAAUUCAUCUGAAACGAUUACACGCUGAGCAUUGCAAUGACCUAGUCGAAAUUCAGGGCAGUGAUAAUUUGGAGUUCUUGGAGGGCAUAUUUAUAUAUGACUGCAAUUCCUUUAAAAGGCUUCUCUGUCCAAAAUCAGGGCGUUUGAAGUGGUUAGUGGCUGUCAGGUGCAACAAUCUAGUUGAAAUUCGAGGUCUUGAUGGUGCGAAAUUCUUAGAAGUGUUGGAUUUUAUAGGAUGCGAAUCAAUGGAGAUGUUGCCAAAUUUGACGGGAUGUGAGAAGUUACGAUCUCUAAUUGUUCGAAACUACAACAAACUUACUCAGCUUCGGGAACUUGAAAAGUUGGAUUUGAUUGAUUUGGAUAUUUCUGGUUGCGACUCAUUGGAAGCAAUAUCGAAAUUAUCUUGCACGCGCGUUAUUAGAAGUUCUGAAUGAGAGCUGUGUUGUGUUCUCUAUGGAAAUGUUAUCUUGCAGUGAUAAUGAUGUGAGGAAUCUUAUAUUACAACAGUGAGACGAGUCAUGUUUCUUCAAUAGAGAUAAAUAAGCAGUGAACAAUCUUUUUCCUUUUGA